Myxocyprinus asiaticus (Chinese sucker) is the source of this 5956-nucleotide messenger RNA. Its product is annotated as dermatan-sulfate epimerase-like protein. The coding region runs from base 208 to 3852 and encodes 1214 amino acids. The transcript has a single exon. NCBI's taxonomy places the organism in Eukaryota, Metazoa, Chordata, Actinopteri, Cypriniformes, Catostomidae. Gene Ontology annotation, molecular function: chondroitin-glucuronate 5-epimerase activity; sulfotransferase activity. The record is from RefSeq and is a predicted model, not a curated record.
UUGAAAUCAAAGAAAAUUCAUUAACGUGAAUUAUGGACAAAACAAAAAAUCCGUAACAACUGAAAAGGGCACCCUUUACCAUUCGUAUAUCAAGAAAAAUAAAAAAUUGCCUUUAAAUUAUGAGGUAAACUUUUCAAGUGGAGAGAGGCCACCCACAUUUUAAAAAGGUGGAAAAAGAGUCUUAUAGUCACUGAGAAGGGAAAAAAUAUGUUGUGGACAGUGGCUUGGAGUUUCAUAGGGUGCCAUAUAUUUUUAGCAUCUCUUCUAGCAGUGGUAGCUGCCUUCUCUAGAGAUUUUAAUGCCUCAGAGAAAGAUAUUUUUAGUGACUUUGGGCAGUUCCAGCUCACAGAGAACCGGCCACCAGAGCUACGGAAACUUAGAGCCACUAAUCUUCAUCCUAACUUAUACUUUAGCCAAGACGAUGUACCACUGUUUAGACAAAGGUCAACUACAACCCAUAGCCACAUUUUUAAAGUCAUCAGGGCAGCAGUGUUGACUAUGCUCUCCAAUGGCCCAAUCUACAUGCCACCCGCCAAGCACGAUGACUUCACCAGCAAGUGGAAUGAGAUUUAUGGUAACAACCUCCCUCCUCUGGCUCUCUACUGUUUACUUUAUCCAGAGGACACCGCUGCCAUACAGUUCCUUAUCAGGUUUAUGGACCAAAUGUUAGAAUAUCCGGACUGGAAAGUAAGCAGUGCACCUACUGACGAAGUGCCAGUAGCUCAUUCGCUAACUGGAUUUGCUAAUGCUUUUGACUUUAUUUACUCAUUCCUUGAUGAACAGCGCCGGGGCCUGUACCUAAAAAGAAUACGUGCUGAAACCGAAGAGCUCUAUGAGAUGUCAAAGUACAGGGGCUGGGGGAAACAAUUUCUACAAAACCAUCAAACCACUAAUGUUGUAGCAAUUCUGACUGGUGCUAUAGUUGUGGGUACACAUGAUGACAUGGAGUCAAUGGUUUGGAAACAGGUGUCUGUAAAUUACAUGGAGAAAACAAUGUUUCUGUUAAAUCAUGUUGUCGAUGGCUCUCUGGACGAGGGCGUGGCGUACGGGAGUUACACAGCAAAGUCAGUCACGCAGUAUGUUUUCUUAGCGCAGCGCCACUUCAACAUAGACAACACACAGAACAACUGGCUACUUACUCAUUUUUGGUUUUACUAUGCCACUUUGUUGCCAGGGUUUCAGAGAACGGUUGGCAUAGGGGACUCAAACUACAACUGGUUCUAUGGACCAGAGAGCCAGUUAGUCUUUUUAGAUUCAUUUGUGAUGAAAAAUGGGUCAGGGAACUGGCUAGCACAGCUAAUAAGGAAGCAUAGACCCAAAGAUGGUCCCAUGGGUCAGUCUGUUGCCCAGCGCUGGACGACUCUUCACACAGAGUUUAUCUGGUAUAAUGCUGACCUUACGCCGCAACCCCCUUAUGGCCACAAUCAAGCUAAAAUGCAUAUAUUCUCUAACUGGGGUGUUGUAACUUAUGGGGCAGCUUUACCUAAUGCCCAGGGCAACACCUUUGUCUCAUUUAAAUCUGGAAAGCUAGGUGGUCGGGCAGUAUUUGACAUUGUCCAUGCUAAGCCUUACUCAUGGGUGGAUGGCUGGAACAGCUUUAACCCUGGUCAUGAGCACCCAGACCAAAACUCAUUUACCUUUGCUCCUAAUGGACAAGUAUUUGUUUCUGAGGCUUUAUAUGGCCCCAAAUUCAGCUACCUAAACAAUGUUUUAGUGUUCAGUCCUUCCCCAACAAGCCAGUGUAAUGCCCCUUGGGAAGGACAACUUGGGGAAUGUGCUAAGUGGCUGCGCUGGACUGACAAAGGGGUUGGAGACUCUGCAGGAGAGGUGAUUGCUGCCUCCACCCUUGGAGACACUAUGUUUGUAAGUGGGGAGGCAGUUGCAGCGUAUUCUUCAGCUAUGAGACUGAGGAGUGUGUACCGAGCACUGGUUCUCCUAAACUCACAGACUCUUCUGGUAGUUGACCAUGUUGAGAAAUGGAACGACUCGCCAUUGAACACUGUCAGUGCGUUCUUUCAUAACCUGGACAUUGACUUUAAGUAUGUGCCCCAUAAGAUCAUGGACAGGUACAAUGGAGCAUUAAUGGAUGUAUGGGAUGCUCAUUACAAAAUGUUCUGGUUCGAUAGUCAGGGAUAUAGCCCUGAUACGCAGAUACAGGAGGCAGAGCAGGCAGCAGAGUUUAAAAAGAGAUGGACUCAGUUUAUCAAUGUCACUUUUCCUUUUACUGAUUCAGUGGGUAGAAUGGCUUAUGUCAUGCAUGGGCCUUAUGUUAAAGUUUCCCAAUGUAGGUUCAUAGAUAACAGUGAAAAUGGGCUCAAACUUUCUCUGGUCAUCAAUGAUACUGAGAAAAUAGUUUCUAUUGUAACAAAUCACAAAGAUAUAGAGGCACGUUCAAGCUAUCUAGGCUUCGGGGGUCACGCAAAGGUGGAAGACAGACAUCAGAUAAUGCGUUUUGGCUUAGGAAUGCAGCUUGUGCCCAAACAGACAACAAUACACAAUCAUCUGUUUGACUUUGGAUUUACCGUAAAUGUUGUAGCCGGGGUAAUACUGUGUGUGGCCAUUAUUUUUCUGACCCUACAGCGCAAGUUUUAUGUUUGCUUUAGCAGACUGAUGCGCUACACAUUGCUGUCAGUGUUAAUGCUGUGGAUCACUGAGCUCCUGUUCGUCUCAAACAGUUGCAAUCAGCUCCUGUGCAGGGUCAAGUGGCGAGGAGUUGCCACUGACCCUGAGCUUAGCAAGCAAAUGAGGCUUUAUGAUCAGCAUCAAGUUCCUCUACCCACUGUAGUGAUUACAACAUUACCUGGCUCUGGAUCUGACAUCCUUAAACACCUUUUCUACAACAACACAGACUUUGUCUAUCUGCGCAUUCCUACAGAACACUUGGAUAUACCUGAGACAGAGUUUGAAUUUGACUCUUUAGUAGAUGCCUGUGAAUGGACGAGGACAGAAUUCCAGCAAGGGCGUUUCAAAAUGAUUCAGGGUUGGAUACAUUCACUGGUUCACAACACCCACAUAUUCCUGCAAAAUAUUCCACUGUAUGAAAGCAGCCAUAUCAAACUGUCCCAAAGACAGAGACUUUCCUGGGACAAGAGGAAGAGGCUUUGGAGAAGAGAGUCGAUGGCUGAAAUGAAAAGACGUGUACAAGCUGCUUUAGACAGGGAUGUUGAGUAUGUAAGAGAGCUGAGGAAGCACACAGCGAACUACCCUAAUGCCCGUGUCGUUCUCAGUCUGUGCAGUGGCAGCUGGGCUCUCAAGCUACCCUUUCUCCAAGAAGUUAUCGGUCCUUCUCUUAGGGCCAUCUAUGUCGUCAGGGACCCUCGCGCAUGGAUCUAUUUGAUGCUGUAUAACAGCAAACCUAGUCUGUAUUCCCUCAAGAAUGUUCCUCAGCACUUAGCUCUUAUUUUCAAACAAGAUAUGGUUAGAGACAGGUGUCCAAAUGCAUUUUCAAUGGAGUUUAGGAUGUUGUGGCACCUUGUAUCCCGCUCAGAGACCAAUCCUGUUUUGUUGCUGGCUCACCUGUGGCUCGCUCACACCGCUGCUGUUCUCAGAAUCACAGCAACAUUUCCUGAGGAGUCCUAUCUCCGAAUCAGGUUUGAAGAUGUUGUAAAUCUUCCUCAAGAGACAGCCAAGAGGAUACACUCUUUCCUGGGAAUCCCUGUAUCGCCUUCAGCCUUGAAUAAGCUCAUGUUCACUACCUCCACAAACUUGUAUAACCUGAUGUAUGAAGGGGACAUAUCAGCAGCCAACAUUAAUGUAUGGAGGCAGAACAUGCCAAGGAGAGAUAUCAGACUCAUCGAGGACACAUGUGGGUUCCUGAUGAGGCAACUUGGGUAUCACAGUUCCAGUAAAUAAUUAGCUGCUGGCCAGCUGUUUUCAUCAAUCUCCUGUAUUUGUGAUUUCCUGUAUCACUGAUUUCUGAUGCACUAUACGAAUAUGGAAACAGGCACUAUAAUUGAACUUAAAUCUGUGAUUAUAAUUCAAAAUGGUAUCUUGUCCUAGCCAACACAUGACAUUUUAUAUUAAAAUGCCUUCAGGAAAUUAUGUCUUUAUGUUUUUAUUUUAGUAUUUUGUUUUGUUGUUAUUUCUUUCCAACAAAGCCACUUAUAGCACUCUCUUUGGCGUGAUCUCUUUUGAUGUCUAAUGCAGUUUUGUGCUUUAUAGUCUCCAAAUGCAAUCUGCAGUGUCAAAAUAUAUUUUAAUUGUAAUGCUUUAGCAUUGCAUUUAUUUUCAAAGACUAUCUAUAAAUGUAUCUAUAGCUAUUUAUGGGAGAUUGUCACAUUUAAUAAUUUACAAACACUUUAAAAAAUAAGUGUCUUUAUGAUUUACAUUUUCACAUUCAUCUGUCCAUUAUUACUUAUCUACUGUAUCUUCAGAGUUUACAUAGGUGUCUUUUUUCACUGUCUUAGAUAUUAUGCUACAGACACUGUUUGUUGUUGUAUGGUACCAAAAACAGUGAAAUAGUAAUUGAAGAACCAUUGUGUGCAGUGUGUUUUCUUUAAUGCGCAGACUGGAAAACAUUAAAAAUGUUUGCUGACCUCCCAUAGACACAUGUCCAAAAGUUUUUCCAAAAGAAUUUCACUGUUGCAUGAAAAGCCAGCUGCAGUCCACUGCUGAGUAACUUUUUUUUGCCUAACCUAAUCAUUCAGUGAUUGAUGAGAUUGUUGUUCUACAAUGACAGAACAAAUUAGACAAAUCACUGCACUGCUUUUACACAUAUAUUCUUGGAAAAUAGCUAUUUUUUUCUUUUCGUUUCCUUUUGUUGGCUAAAACAAUGAAAUAGUGUUUAAUGUAGUUGCCUGAAUGCUAAAUUACACAGUUUUGCUUACCACCAUGAGUAAUAUGACAGUGAGUGAGCAGUUCUUGUUUGCCCAUAUGAAACAGUGUUUAGUGAACAUUAUAUUUGCAAAAUCAAACAAUCGCAAAGACCUUAUCAAGCUUUAAACUCCUCUAUAAAGGGAUAGUUCUAUUUUUUUUUCAGAACAUAUAAUGCAGAAAACAAUGCUUGGGGUGAUUUAGAAUUGGAGUCAUAAUGUAGUUUGUCCAGCAGAGCGCGCUCCGACUCCAUUGUUUACAGAGCUGAGCUGACGGUGGUUCUGCAGACAGUGCGGAGUUAAGCGGUGUCUUCACUGUAAGCUGCUAACUAGUUUGUGAAAUACAAACUGGAAAGUUAAUAAACAAUGACCCCAUAAUUUUCCUUUUUCAAUAUAACUAAUAUAACGUUAACCCUGUCCCUGACAACCGUGUCACUCAUGUUUAUCACAUCUGUUUGCUAUGUUAGCCAGCUAUAGUUUGUCAGUGCAGUCAGUAACAUAGCAGAUUGAAAGGUAAGCAUCAGAGAAUCUUUUUGCAGCUCAGCAGAGAACGGUGUGGUGGUGCAUUGUGUCUGUGGAGUGUUGAUUUCACGCUACGUUGUUACCUAUUUGGUGAGAUGCACUGCAGGAAAGUAAAUAAACAACGUCCAUCUUUUACAUUCCAUGACAAUGAGCUUAUAGCUAACUAGCUAACCACGUAGCUUCUUUCACACCUUGUCAGCUGAGUGGAAGCUAAUGUGUAAACGUAUUCACCAAACGCUUUUGUUCAGGAUUCACAGUUUGGUACCCACUUCAACCGAACAAUUUCAGUCAUUGCAUUUACAAAAUGUAAUAUUUAAAAGUCUGGUUUUCCAUUGUUAAAAGUUUCCCCUGAACUUGUUUAGCAGAAUACGGUGUAACACCACUGCCGCUGUUUAUCUCUUGACUCGGCAGGUGUAAAUGCUUCUUGUUUUACAACCUGCCCCUAAUUGACUGGCGGUAUUAAAAAGUCAGCAUUUGACUGAUGCUAAACAGUACUACUGAUGUUUACUUAGCUAUUUAUUUUAUUUUUAUUUAUUCUUUAUUUAAAUGGUCAGCAAUUGACUGAUACUAAACAGUACUGAUGUUUAUUUAGCUAUUUAUUUUAUUUUAAUUUUAUUUUUUAU